Meleagris gallopavo (turkey) is the source of this 774-nucleotide messenger RNA. Lineage: Eukaryota; Metazoa; Chordata; Aves; Galliformes; Phasianidae. The record is from RefSeq and is a predicted model, not a curated record.
CCAGGGUCACCAACGGGGGCAAGACCACCCUCACCCGCAGGCUGAUGCAGGCCCUGCCCAACUGCAGCGUGGUGCACCAGGACGACUUCUUCAAGCCUCAAGAUGAAAUAGAAGUUGAAGAUGGCUUUAAGCAGUACGAUGUGAUCAGUGCGUUAGACAUGGAGGCGAUGAUGAGUACCAUAAGUGCUUGGAUAAAGAACCCAGUUAAGUUUGAACGCUCCCAUGGGAUCAACAACACGCUGGAUGCCCAGAUCUCACCAGACAGGGAGGGAGGAGAUGAAGUGAUCCACAUCCUUAUUAUCGAGGGCUUCCUGCUUUACACCUACAGGCCCCUGAUUGAUGUAUUCCACCAUCGGUACUUUCUUUCCAUUCCAUAUGAGGAGUGUAAAAGGAGAAGAAGUUCAAGGAAUUACACUGUACCCGAUCCACCUGGAUUGUUUGAUGGCCACGUUUGGCCUAUGUAUGUAAAGCACAGGAAGAUAAUGGAAGAUCUUGGUGUUGACGUGGUGCACUUGAAUGGAACAAAAUCCAAGGAAGAACUGUUUAAUGAGGUAUAUGGACAGAUCCAAAAUAAGAUUGAAGAAUUACUUAACAUGCAGAAAUAAGCUUCUACUGAUUCUUGCAACUGAAGAUGACUCCUGUUUGCUCUGUGCUGUCUACCUGACUGCCACUAAAGUUCCAGCUUCUGUGAAGACUCAACUCCUGAAUUUGGCUUCAUUGAGUUUUCUCCUGAAACUGAGUUACAUAUGGUCAUUAAAAAGCAUUUCCCCCUCA